GAGAGUGACCGGUGAGUGAGAACGGUUCGUCUGAGGACCCUGUUAUUUCGUCUGCUUGUGUUGCUUACUGUGUAUAUCUAUAUCAAAUAUCUUUGGACUACUGUUGAAAUAGUGGAUACCUAUUUGAGAAGGUGUAAGGCUAUGAGUGAGGCGUGAUUGUACGAGUGAACGCAAUGGAGUUGGUAAAGAGGUAUAUUCUUCUGUUCCUGUGCUGUGGCCUUCUGUCCUUCAUAGAAGCAAGGCCAAGGAAAACACUAGAAAAGAAAAAGGCUGUGAAGAAUUGGUGGGACGAGGACUGGAGUCAGUGGUUUGGAGGAGACAACCAGGAUUCCAAACUGUCGGAGAACCAUGUGGCAGAUAGCCAGCACAACAAGGACACUGAGGCUGCAGCUCAGGCUGUCAAACCUAAAGACAUUGUAGCACCACCUGCCCCCCUCAAGUCAAAGGGCGACAGUGUUAAACCACUAGCAAAACACCAGCAGCCCCAGCAGCAUCUAUACAAUCCCACAGAGGAGAAAGGCUGGGAUGACAAGUAUGAUGUAGACUACAACAAGUUUGUGGAUGAUGAUGAUGAUGUGGAUUAUGGUAAGGAUUAUGAUGAUAUUGAAGAUGAAGAGGAGGAAGAUCUGGACUCCAGUGAGGAGGACUACACAGACUCCUCUGAAGAGGCCAGUGAAGAAGCUGUGGAAGAAAAGGAUUACAAGGAAAUUGAUGAGAUGAAAGCCAAGACUGAAGCUCCCAAGGUUCAGGUCAACAUGGUGAAUAAGGAACCCGAUCAUGUCCAGAAGGAAACGACUUUCCGCAGCUACGGCAACGACAUGGCCAUUGUACCCGUCGAGAAGCAUGCUGAUGAGAAGCAGCAACUGGCUGAGCAGAAGGAAGUCUCCAAGGAGAUGAUGUUGGACACAUUCCCGGAUGUCAAUACACAUUCUGUAAAGAAGGACCUGAUGAAUCCUGCUUAUCUGAAGGAGUAUGCUAAGACCAAGCCAGACCUCAAAACCAGUCCCAACCCACCUCCACCUGGUCUGGUUGACGGCAAGAUGACCAUGGUGACACCUUCUGGGAAGAAGCCAGUCAAGGAAGAGAAGACGUACAUCCAGUCCAAGCCUCUAGCUCUCUGUCAGUCAAAUUCAGAUUGCCGAGUUGGUCGCAUGUGUCAUGACAAGGUCUGUGUCUGUCUCAGUAUUGAAGGCUGUCAGGGUCAUUACAAGCCAGUGUGUGGGUCGGACAACAACUGGUACCCAAGCCACUGUGAGCUCCACCGCAGUGCAUGUGUGAGUGGAGAACACAUCAAGAUCGACCACACGGGAAUCUGCUUCAAGAUCAAGGAAAAGCUGGACAAGGAACAGGCUGAAGCACAGGUCAAGGUCAAAGAGAACACAGAAGCACCUUCCAUUGACCGAUCUGAAAUUGACAUUGACAAUGACAUACCACAAGAUGCCAUCAAGUCUCCCAUCAUCAACUCUGCUGAAAUCUAUGACUACCCAAAAACUUCAGCUAAGGGACAACCUCUCAAACAGACUGAAAAACCAGUUUACAAGGAAGACGUACAGGUCAAGGCCAACCUGAUGUUAGAGGAUGGGGAGAAGAGUGUAGAAGGAAAGGGUAUCCAGAGGAAGAAGGAUUGCACAAGGGAGGAAUAUGAGAAGUUCAAACAGAGCCUGCUCCAGUAUCACUGUGAGAAGUUCACUGAGCCCAACUGCCCAACUGAAGUCCAGGAAGAGCGCGAGUACCUGGCAACUCUGAUGUUCAGCUUCUAUGAUCGUGACCUUGACUUCUACCUGGAGGAUGCUGAGGCCAGAGAGAUGGAGGAGAAGGAACACUAUGAGCGUCUCUCCGACGCCUGCAUCCUCUCCGACAUGAUCCCCUACGCCGACCGCAACCCUGUUGAUGGGAAACUGUCUGUUAGCGAAUUCAUCGCUGCCUUCAAUGGUUCGAUGAAGGUGAAGAAAUUGCAGCAGGACAUGAAAGUCAUCCCGACCUUGGCUACCGUUGGGAAUGGCCUUGAACUUAAGUGUAGUGUGUCAGGUGCAGAGGAGAUCGUCUGGAAGAGAUUUAGCACUGACAUCCGUGAACUGAACAAUGAUGAACUCACGGUUUUCGAGGAUGGAUCUCUGUUUUUCUCCAAGGUCGGGGUGCACCACAUGGGAAACUACACCUGCGAGGACAUCAACAACCCUUUGGUUCAGCAGAUACAUAAUCUCAAAGUGCAGAUGCCCCCUCUGGUCCGUAUCUCGCCAUCGUCACAACUGAUGCAGUCCAACUCGGAUGUGGUCAUCAAGUGUCAUGCAGAGGGGGUCCCAAAGCCAAAGAUCAGCUGGGAGGUCAACGAGAUGUCCAUUCCGGAUACACCUAACCAUUUCGUCAGAACUCAUGAGAAUGGCACCCUGACAGUGCACAAGGCUGACUAUCUGAGGGACACCGGUGCCUACAAGUGUAUUGCCAACAACCAGGCCGGCCGAUCUGAUGACGUGGCCUCCAUCUUCAUACAGAACCCAAACAAGACAAACUCUUAUUCAUAUUCCCAAAAGUCUUACGGCUCCUUCAUCGUGUUCCACCACAAGGGUUACACCGUCUACGAACCUGAGACCUGCCUCCUGCAGCGAGAUGUCACGCCAGAGUUCGGCAACUUCAAGUUCAUCCCCGACAACAUCGAUGCUCCCCUCAAGAUGUGCGACUCAGCCACGGGGUGCGAGUGGGGCGCAGUCACCAAUGUCAAGGACUUUGUGUAUGUCAGUCAGCCCAGGCUCAACAGAGUCAUUGUGGUGGACACAGCCCGGAAGCUGAACCCUAUUCAGGUGAUUGACACAGACAAGGCCCCCAUGGCUCUGCACUAUGUUGAGCAUCUUGAUCAAGUCUGGGCUCUUUGCUGGAACAGCGAGACUGACAGCAGCCUCAAAACCAUCAUCGUCAUCCGUGACGCCAGCAAAUAUAUCCAGCACCACGCAGUCCAUACACAGCCUGUAGGCAACAGGUUCGAUAUGGUUCAGGAUCUGUUCCUGGCGCCCACCAACGACCUGCACCACGCCUUUAACUACGGUUACAUCACCCACAACGGCCAGCAGGGACUGUUCAAACUUGACCUGAAGACCAUGAAGUAUGUCAAGGCCAUCGACUUCUCCUCCUAUAACUGUGUACCCAAGAGUGUCUCCUUCGUACCUAUCGGUGGACAUGUGAUCGUCCAGUGUGUGUCCAAAUCCACCCAUGAGACCAUCCAGCUACUGAUGGACUACCUCACCGACACCAUCAUCUCCAAGACCGCCAUCCCAGGCAAACCCUUCGUUGCACCUGACUCCAAGCACAUCGUCACUGUGGAUGACUUCUAUGGCAAAGUCUCUGUCUUGACGGUUUCAGAUGAUGGUAACCUGGAGUCUGAGUUUGAGGUGACUCUGAGCUGCAGCAUCAGCGAUGUGGCCUUCUUCUCUUCUGCCGUACAUCCUGGGUAUGAUGUUGUAAUGACGUCCGCUGAUGAUGACGAUAUCUUCUUCCUCAGUCUCACUAAUGGCAAACUGGACAAGGUCAAAGGAUCCAGCCUGACAGACCGGGACUGGAAGCCACAGCCGCUGAAAAAGACACUUGUAGCUGGAGGCGUCUUCAGCAACUUCCUCCUCAGCUCCCUGCCAACAUCUAUUCGCAUCAUCAACGGCGAACUGCAUCAAGUACAGUGUACAUUUAAAGGCCCAGUCAACAGCCACGUUAUUGCCUUUAUAGAAAACUGAACACCACAACAUGCAAUGUUAAUUCCCCACAUAUCUAUUUUAAGAACAACGUUUAGCUCUAUGAACAAGCAAGACCUCUAAAGGAUUUUGAGAAUGUAUGGUUAGACGAUUUUAUGAAAUGUCAUUUACAGCUCAACCAAGAUCGUGAGAUUUGUAUUUGAAGUUACGAUUUUAACCUUCCAAUCCCAACAUGUAAAGGAGUACCCCAUACUGUGUGAAAAAACCUAGAUAAGGAAGGGAAAUAUAGAUCAUGAUUAUAGAAAAUCAUUCAUUAAUCAUCAACUGUCUGCACUCUAUGAAGGGAGACAACUCAUUCUGGGACAAGAAGGGGAGGUAAAUACAAGAGUUAAGUCCCCUAUCAUACUUUGCACUAGUGACACAGUGAGCAUACCUCAUCGUUUGCUUCUAGUAUCUUGAACCGGAACACAGUAACAUAUUCACAUCAUCCUGUCAUCAUCUUAAUGUAUCCAUUUUGUUGUGUAGAUGUUAUUUAUCAAUGCUGUACUAUCUUGUCAAAGGCAAACAUGUCAGAAGUAGGUUGUGACCAAUCACCAGUGUUUGUCAUGUGUGUGCAUAUAUCUUAACAAAAGUACUGCAAAUUUAUGUCGAAUAUCUAUUUGAUAGAUGUGAAAAUGCUUUGAGACAUUGUGCUAAAGUUGCAAAUAUUUUUAUCAUUUUAUGAUACCAGUCUUUGAAUUUAUUGGGCACUACUGUCCAAAAAGUUGUUUUUUCACCUUGACUUGAUUUUAUAGUCAUAUUGUUUCACGGAAAUUUAUAUUGUAUAUUGAUGGUAUUCAUUGCAAAUGCAAUUUUCAUGAGCACUUUUUCAAUUAGUGUUAAUUGAGUGCAGUCAUGCGGGUACACGUCCUCAGCUGUUACUGUGUUGUUUGUAUACUGACCUGUUUGCGUGUAGCUGGCAGUGUAGGUAUAGCAAAGGGAGAGCUUUACAUAUGUAGACGUAGAUCUAGGACAGUAUAGACCUUCAACAUGAGAGUAGAGAUAGCUAGUGUACAAACCAUUUGGACCAUAGGUGAAGGAGAGACACGCCAUCUCGGAUAAUUCAUUCAGGAUCAAUUCAAUAUCAAAUUACAUUAUUCCAAUUUGUUCAGCAUGAGUUUGAUAUCUAGAUUUUUUGUUGAAGUUGUGAACUAUUAACAUAAUAUUUAAAGAUCUGACAUGUCGUUCUUCUGUUUGCCACAUUGGUGUUAUAGAUUAAUAUUGUAUUUGGUUGUGUCAUUAUGUGUUGUGUGUUUAUUAUGUUGUUAAGAAAUUGCUAUUUCAGGUAAACCAUCGAAAUUUGGUCUUUGUUUUUUUCUUUCUAUUUUGUUGUUUUUGUUCCCACAGAUUUAUUCCAAUGUGUGACUUUCUGACACUGCUUGCUUGUAGGCAUGAGUGAUUUACAAUCAUUCAGUGAUAUCCUGAGGAAGUAAAUAUACUUCAAGAUGUAACUGGCAACGUUCAUACAAGAUAUGUAUUUUUAUGACAUCCUAGUUGAACUAAAUGUAUGCAGUCCUGUUCAUGCUUCUGUGAUUUUGAAGUAAAUUCAGCCCUUUAAAAACUAUUUUUGUUCACCUAGGUCAGUUUGAUAGCUUUUGUCUGUGAUUUUUAUCAGAAGGGUGGUUGAACAAAAUGGAAUUUGUACAUUCGUUUUGAGUGUUGCAAGUCUGUUUGAUGUCCAGAUCAGGGUGGCGUGACAAUAUAUAAACUUCAAAAUUAGUUGUCUUUAUUGAAAGAUCUGUAUAACUAUUUUUAUUCUGUUAACCAGAUAGUAGGUAAGCUGGGUUGUCAGAUUUAAAUGGCUCUAAUAUUUGAAAUUUUGAAAGUUUUAUAAUACCAACUGAUAACCAUACAUGACUGACCAAAUUCUUUCACCAUUUGGACUGAAGUGUUAAUUUGAAGAGCCAUAGUGAUUGGUCAGGGCUUUGUAAAGACCACUUGUGAUUGGCUGCCAGAUUGUGGCAGGUUUGGAUCCCGAUGCUUCUUGCUGUGAUUGCUAGCAACUGAUUGUAUAUAUACCCUAGUUAUGUGUCCUACAAUUGAACAUUAUGUGCCUUUUUUAAUGCUUUUUGUUCACUGCAUUUCUGUGGCACAUGAUCUGUGUACUGUUGAAGGUCUGUCCAUGAGACGGCAUCAAGGGGAGACAACCGCUGUGUAUCAUAAUGAAUAGCGCACUGCUCAAAGUGCACAGUUAAGGUAUAUAAGGUUGGCAUAUUGUCAUGUUUUUAUAGUUAUGUAUUUUUACUUUAUCCAUUUUUCAUGAUCACUUGAACAUUCCCUUUUCUGUUAAUAUUUUCAUGUCUUGUUUUUGUUAUCGUCUUUGUCAUAAUAAGCCAUUUUUAAACGCAUACUAGUUUGAUCAGGAAUGUAACUGUAAUAGAUCUAUUAAAUAGUCGUAUGUUUGCGAUGUAUUCAUUCCAGAUGAACUAAACUGGAAAUUUAAAAUUUGGAAGUGAUCAUGUUUAGAUUCGAGGAAUAUUUAUUCUCAUACAAUGUCUUCAUUGUUAAAAGGGUAGUACAUUAAGUGAAAGUAUACACAAUUUCUUGAACAUUAAUGAAUAAUAUUGGCUAUAAGUCUACAACCAGAUAUGUUUAGUGUUAGGGUAAGGGUUAACCUAGCCCUAACCCCAACCCUUGAACAUUAACGAAUAAUAUUGGCUCUAAGUCCACAACCAGAUGUGUUUCACACUUACAAACAUGUUACAUUCAGGGUAUCAACGUUAAUACUUUACAGCAUUCUGUUUGUAGGCCGGGAUUGGGUGUAGGCAGAUUGUCUAAUGGAGGAAGUGGUGGGGAGGUGAUGAAACUUAGGAUGAUUAGUUAGAUUUAAAUAUACAGACUGGAAACUGAUUGAGUGGAAGACACAUUGACAGGUUUUUGGACACACCCAUGUAAUGGUUCUGAAAACUAGUCAUGUUUUCAACUUUAUAUGUUUACAAUAACAGCACUUAUUACAUGUUUGGUUUAUUUACAGUUUUACCUUGUUCUGUGUACUUUGUGUCCAUUCAUUGGAUAAGUGCUAUGUACUGAAGUCAUGCCUCCAUUUAUUCACUAUAGAACAUAUUUAAAAGAAUAUCAAAAGAGACUAUGAUCAAAUCUGAACAGAAAUAGGUUAAAUGAGAUAUAUCAUAAAUAAGUUUAUUAUUAAGGGCCAUUUUAGGAACGUUAAGGAACGUUUAAUGGUAAUGUGGAAAACAAUGACAAAGUAUUUUGAUAAUAUUGCUUUCACAACUUUGUUUCAUAGAUGUCAUGUGAUUCUACAAAGACCGAUCUUGCUGACUAACCUUUGUAUAUGCAAUGUGAUUGAAUGUGAAAUCUGGCUUAAAGUGCACAAUUUUACCCUUUUUUGUGAAAUCGGUGAAAAUAUGUGUGAAAUAAAAACCUUUUGUUUAAAA
Molecule: messenger RNA, 7111 nt
Organism: Haliotis rufescens (red abalone)
Lineage: Eukaryota; Metazoa; Mollusca; Gastropoda; Lepetellida; Haliotidae
Product: follistatin-related protein 5-like
Exons: 16
Coding region: 174-3719 (1181 amino acids)
Molecular function (GO): protein binding
Source: RefSeq, a predicted model, not a curated record